Molecule: messenger RNA, 1237 nt
Organism: Quercus robur (English oak)
Lineage: Eukaryota; Viridiplantae; Streptophyta; Magnoliopsida; Fagales; Fagaceae
Exons: 2
Coding region: 111-542 (143 amino acids)
Source: RefSeq, a predicted model, not a curated record
AUCUUUCUAAGUGUCUAUUUAUAAUUUCGUAUAUAUAGAGGCAGACUUGGGAAAUUAUUUUAGAAUUUUUUAAGUGUGACAACAUUGAGAGAGAGAGAGAGAGAGACUCCAUGUUUACAAAAGAUUUGUUUUCAUUGUGGAAAAAGAAGAUGAACUUGGAGAAUGUUGUGGACGUGUCUUCUUUCUUGCUCUUUGAAGCAACAGGAGAUUCUGAAGGUGACUGUAAUACCAUAAAGGGUGGUGGUGAUGAUAAAAUUGGCCAAGACAUUGCUAUGGCUGAUGAUGAUGAUGAUGCGGAGUCAUGUAUCUUUGAUUUAUCUGAUUUUCCUAGAGUGAGUGAGGUUGAUGAUUCUGAUAUUCAACCAUGUGUUCAUGAUGAUGAUGAUGGUGACGAUGAUGAUGAGGAAGAGGAUGAAGAUGAAGAUGAAGAUGAAGAUGAGGUCCUUAGUUAUAGAAAAUCUACUGGUAAACAAGAUUGGAAGCUAAUGGGCCAUCAAAAAUCAAGUGUUUCUGUUGAUACAAGGAGAUAUGCCUGGUUCUAGUUCAGCUAAGACCGUUCAAGGCUUUGCAUUAGGAGAUCAAACCACAUUCUUUGGUGCCCUUUUCCUCUUUAACAACCAGGACAGUGUAUGGGAAGAAGACGACUGGAAGGCAAUAAAUAUGGUAGAAACUUCUUACAGUGUUCUCUUACAUAGUGGAGGAGAAAGCAACCAAGAGGACAUCACAGUGAAGAGAUGAUAAUUGGGUUUUCCAUAUUCAACACAGUGGCCGCAUCUAAGCUCAGAUUACAAAGAAUAUUAGGUUGGCACUAUCAUUUUAAAAGAUAAUUUGAAUGACAUGCAAUUAGCAAGUAAGUGGUUCAUGAUUAGAUUAGGUUCCACCAUCUCAAUAUUUAACAUGUUUAUGAGGGGUUAUAGGUAAAAACUUGUAAAAGAAGAGAGAUCAUUGGUAAAAAUUAAUUAAUUGAAGAGCAUCUAAACUUACUGAUCCCUUUUUCCAAUAGUUGAUAGAAAUAUGAGGGAGAUAGUUUGGCAAAGCAAGAUCUUCUACAGGAAAUGGAGCAGUCUUAUUUUAUUUUUUAUUGCAUUUCAUUGAAAACACAAACCAUCACAAUUUUAUUCCUCAUAGCAUCCCUAAAAGGUAGUUACUUAGGAUACUCUUCUCCAUUUAUUUCCCUUUUUUGGUAAGUUACCACCCUGCGAUUCCAAAAUUACUAAAACUCUGUUUGUUUUGAUAA